AGUCAUCCAGAAAUGGGGCUGCUGUCAAUUUAUUUCAAACCCAAUUUUUUGGGUUUAUUAAAAUUUUUAAACAGUAUGAAUUGGUAUAUUGUAUUUUUUAGUUUGAUAAAUCUUUCAAUGUGCAUUUAUGAAGAUCAGAUAGGGAAAUUUGAUUGGCGUCAGACUUACGUUGGGCGUAUAAAGUUCUCUCAGUUUGAUACAGUUUCAACCGCUAGGAAGCUUAUAGUGGCUACGGAAGAAAAUGUAUUAGCUGCUUUGCAUUUGAAGACUGGUGAGGUGGUCUGGCGACAUGUGUUUGAAAGUGCGUCUACAGGCAACAUACAGUUGUUGCAUGUCUCUGACAAAGUUGUCACAGUGACAGGCUCCAAUCCUUACCUUGUUAGAGGAUGGGAUUCCACCACAGGAAUUCUCCUUUGGGAAUGGUCAUUGACACUUCAAGAUGACGAUCAUGCAGACUUUUCGGAGUGGUGGGUGCACCAAGGCCUGUUGGUGCACAUGCUACCAGUGUUCAACUCACACAUUGAGGUCACCAUGUAUAACUUGUUGACGGGACAGAACCGAGGGGCUACAUCCAAACUGCCUGCUGCUUGGGUUAAUGAUGGAUGUGUUCUAAGUCCUCCGUAUUACAGUUGCAUAUCAGGCAACAUGGGUGCUCAACGUUUACUCUCCGUAGAUGUUACAUCCAGUACAGUUCAAUUGAUAAGCCAACCAUUAUUUGAUUAUCUCAGUUUGGAUGUGUUUGAAGGAAAUCUAAAGCCUUUAGAUGGAAAUAGUGUAUUACCCGCUUUUAUUAUCGAUGAUAAGAAGAUUGUGAUUGUUAAGGAUAACAAUUUUGAAGCAUUAAAUAUUAAUAUAGAAGAUAUGUCAGCGAGUGUUACCAUAAUUGAUGGAUCAAACGGACCAAUAGUUUUACAAGCUUGGACGGAUGAUAAUCUGGGUUUUAAGCUGUCAGCUUACAGCGUGAAUAAUGGCAAAGAAGUGCCAGAGAUAAAAUGCUCCGACAAUGCUCUUCGUAUUCCGGAGCCCGAGCUAGGAGCGGUUCUCUGCAGCAAGACUGGCAAUGAUCAUGCUUGCAGGAUAGUUGUCAAUGGUGCUGAUGAUGCUAUACAUUUAAUGCAACAAGGAGGUAGAGUUUUGUGGAGUCGCGAGGAAUCGCUGGCGAAUGUAGUUGGGGUGGAAUUUGUGGAUCUGCCCGUGUCGGAGACAGAUGCAGCUAUAGAGUCGGAGUUUGAUCAGAAAGAAGCUGCCAAGAUGUAUAGUUCUAUCUGGGCGGCGUUCUCUCGUCGCUUACACAGUCAGUAUCAGCAGCUGCACACGCUGCUCGCCAGUUUACAAUCUGACAGGGAUGUGGUGCAUUCCAGUACUGACGAUCUUGUACGGGAUUACUUCAAUCUACAUAAAGUUAUCGUAUUGGUCACUGAAGUUGGAAAAAUCAUAGGCAUAGACAAUUUAUCCGGUGAGAUACUUUGGCAACGUUUUGAGUCCGCUUUAGAUACGGAGGCUGUGGCCAUUUUCACGAGACGGACAGCGCGACAUCCGCCUUACGACGCAUAUCUCACUAUUGUCGGCAAACAUGAGGAGUCUGGCAACGGUCUCAUCAUCAGUUUGAACCCAAUAACUGGUGAGCUUGUGGGCGAGCGCGUGCUGCAGGUGGACGGCAGAGUGCUGCAGUGCGCACUCCUGCACCAGCCUGAUGAGGAGAAGCUGCACGGACUGGUGCUGCUGUAUGAUGAUGAAUCAGUACAGGUGUUCCCAGUAUCUUCGGAACGUCUCGUAGACGACAUGUAUCUGUACGUGGCGGAGACAGAAACAGCUAAAGUACAGGGUUACGCACUCAAGUACAAUGGCCGAACAGCUAUAGCUCAAAAGAUCUGGUCUCUGGAUCUGGGCAGUGGUGGGCAUCGUAUUGUGGUGUCAGCUGCGCGCGCAGCUCAGCGCACACACUCACCAGGCCGCGCCCUCGCUGACCGCAGCGUGCUCUACAAAUACAACAACCCCAACCUGGUGCUCUUCAUCACUGAGGGUCCCGAUCCUGUACAUAAAGAUGUUGUGCGAGCGGUGGCUGUGGACGGUGCGUCUGGUGCUGUGGCUGCGGGCGCUGUACACAGACGAGCGCGCGCCACACACCUCGCCGUACACGCUGACAACUGUCUUGCAUACCUCUACCUCAGUGACAAGCAUCGCCGUGUAGAGAUAGCUACAAUGGAGUUAUACGAAGGCAAGGAGCGCUGGGGCUCGCCGGGUGCCGCGUUCAGCUCGUUCUCCAGCGCACGCGCACCCGCAGCUGCGCGACAAGCAUACAUCGUGCCUACAGCUGCGCGUGCGCCUCGCGCCGCCGCACUCACAGUCACUGAGCGCUCGCUCACCGACAGACAUCUGCUGCUGGCGUUAUCUAAUGGAGCGAUAGUGGAGAUCCCGUGGGCGUUCCUGGACCCGAGGCGGGCGCCUGUAGGAGUCGGGCAGGCGGGCGUGGGCGAGGAGGGCGUGCCGCCGUACGCGCCCGAGCUGCCGCUGCCGGCGGAGGCGGUACUCAACUACAAUCGUACGCUGCAUCGCGUGCGCGCGCUGCACACACAUCCCGCAGGCAUUGAGUCCACCAGUCUCGUGCUCGCCACAGGACUCGAUCUGUACUACACGAGAGUGGCGCCAUCUAAAACAUUCGAUCUCCUCAAAGACGACUUCGACUACCACCUGAUCAGCAUCGUGCUGGUGGCGCUGGUGGUAGCCUCUUACAGCACCAAGUACUUCGCCUCUCGCAAGAUGCUCAAGAUGGCGUGGAAGUGAUGGUGAGUGUAUCUACGAGACAAUUUCGACCGUAUUGCAAUUGGAUAGAGAUCAAAUUCUAUUAACAAAAUAUUUUAUGAGGCAACGGUACAAUAUCCUGAGAAAUAACAUUAUAUAUCUUUGAGAGAAUAGUAAAUUAGGGUAAAAUAUAACUUAAGGUAGAGUUAUUGACAAACUUUUUUUUUUGU
This is a messenger RNA of Papilio machaon (common yellow swallowtail), 2972 nucleotides long. It is a transcript of the gene EMC1, whose product is annotated as ER membrane protein complex subunit 1. The record is from RefSeq and is a predicted model, not a curated record. The coding region runs from base 13 to 2784 and encodes 923 amino acids. NCBI's taxonomy places the organism in Eukaryota, Metazoa, Arthropoda, Insecta, Lepidoptera, Papilionidae. Gene Ontology annotation, molecular function: protein binding. Gene Ontology annotation, biological process: protein folding in endoplasmic reticulum. The transcript is spliced from 17 exons. Gene Ontology annotation, cellular component: EMC complex.